CCAAACAUUGGACCAAGAGAUUAUCAGAUCACACCUUUGCCAAGAAAGUAAUGUUUGGAGUGUUGGAACUCUUUGAUCCAAGGGAGUUGCAAAUUCGAGCGAUGUGGAAUCAGUGAGGUGGGAAUGCAGUAUUCGAGCAGAAGUUAGGCGCUCUCCUUGAAUUCAUGGGGCCGUCGUUGUGAUAUAAGGAUUGGGUAUCUUCUCUAUCAUGUUACCUUCUGUAGCAAGCCUGUCUUCUAUUCUCUAAACAUACAUUAAGCUGGUUCUUGUGGAUAUUUUGUAAACACACUCUUUUCGAAUAUUUUGCACUUUGUUCCAACUUCAAUAUCAAACAUGGUUUUCUUCACUUCAAUCUUUACAUGCCUUGCUAUUCUUUCCACCACCGUGGUAGCACUCGCUAUUCCCUUGGGAACAACUGGCCGGUCUCUCUCCAUCAGCGAAGAUGGCCAAACCAUUUCCAUUGACGGACGGGCAAUCAAUCUCGAUCAAGCCGUAACUCGUGCUGGGGUUUGCAGCCCAAGCAGCCACGGGGGAGGAAGGCAACGACACGGAAAAGGAGGGCCAUCUUCCAAUUCGACUUCAGCAGCCUCGAACAAUGCAAAGGCAAUCUACUUCCUCACUAAUGCCGCCAACAACUCGAUCGUGGCCUUGAAAGUGGCAGCCGAUGGGAGCCUAUCUGAUGGAUCCAUCACAUCCACAGGAGGAGUAGGAAUGAGUGGUGUUGAUUCCACUGGAGCACCAGCAGCGCCCGACUCCCUUUUCUCACAAGGCGCUCUCAAAGUUGCUGGAAAUUCCCUAGUAGCCGUGAACCCAGGCUCAAACACCCUGUCAAUGUUCAGCAUCUCCCCUACCGAUCCAACCCAGCUCACACCCCUCGGAAACCCCGUCUCUACACUCGGUGACUUUCCCGUCUCCGUCACACUCUCAACAAAGCUAUCCCUCGCCUGUGUAGCCAACACAGGUGCUCGCGCCGGCGUAGCCUGCCUGACCAUGUCCCCCAACGGCCUCACUCCUCUUGACAAGACCCUCCGUCCCUUCGCUUUGAACCAAUCCAAUCCCCCCAGCGGACCUUUAAACACCGUCUCUCAGACAUUCUUCAACGCCGACUCCUCUGCUCUCAUCACCACGGUGAAAGGAGACCCUAGCGUCAACAACACUGGCUUCCUCUCCGUGUUCCCUGUUACCAACGGCGCAGUCUCGAUGACAGAAACUCGAUCAUCGCCCGCUGGCACGGCUGUUCUCUUCGGCACAGCGCUGUUGCCGAAUUCGAAUAAUAUCUUCGUGACUGAUGCUUCAUUUGGCUCAGCUACUCUCUCGCUGGAUGCAAAGAAUGUUGCGAGCGUGGUAGCGAAAACCAACAUCGCGGAUCAGAAAGCUACAUGCUGGGCCGCUUUCUCGGAUGUGACAGGGACAGCGUUCGUGACAGACGUUGCUGUGAACCACCUUGUUGAGGUCGACACAGCUACUGGUGCAUUGAUCAAGGAGCUGCAAUCAGGGAAUGGAAACCCGGGGAUGAUUGAUUUGGUUAGUGUGGGGAACUUUGUUUAUGCGUUGAGUCCGGGGAAUGGGAGUGUGAAGGCGGCCGUGACGGUUUUCGAUGUCAGUGGUGGGAGAGGAGCUGCCAAGGAGAUUCAGAAUUUCAACCCAACUGGUGUGCCGGAUAGUGCACAGGGGAUGGCUUUCGUUUGAUGGUUUCAGAGGCAAAGGAAUGUGGUGCUAGGCAUAUUGGAGUAAGGGGGCAAGAACUCAUAGCAGACCAACUUUGGGAGAAGUGUUGUACUUUUAUGCAUAUGAAAUUUCAAAAUAUAAGUCGUGCUCAAAGAUUGGCAAAUCAUU
Messenger RNA from Hyaloscypha bicolor E, 1836 nucleotides. RefSeq lists its product as uncharacterized. The transcript is spliced from 3 exons. The record is from RefSeq and is a predicted model, not a curated record. Gene Ontology annotation, molecular function: protein binding. NCBI's taxonomy places the organism in Eukaryota, Fungi, Ascomycota, Leotiomycetes, Helotiales, Hyaloscyphaceae. The coding region runs from base 334 to 1689 and encodes 451 amino acids.